Malassezia vespertilionis is the source of this 774-nucleotide messenger RNA. RefSeq lists its product as uncharacterized. Bases 1 to 774 code for a protein of 257 amino acids. The transcript has 5 exons. NCBI's taxonomy places the organism in Eukaryota, Fungi, Basidiomycota, Malasseziomycetes, Malasseziales, Malasseziaceae. The record is from RefSeq and is a predicted model, not a curated record. Gene Ontology annotation, molecular function: sugar-phosphatase activity; beta-phosphoglucomutase activity.
AUGCCGGUCGAGAUCGAAGUGGAUGUGAUUUUGUUCGACAUGGACGGGACAUUGAUCGACUCCACGCCCGCGGUAAAUGCUACGUGGGUUGAGUUUGCACACGAGUUCGAUCUGGACCUGGACGAUGUGCUGCACAAUGCGCACGGAAAACGCACCGUGGAAAACAUUACGCAUUACAUUCCUUCUCUCACAGAAGAGCAAGUUCAGUCGGCGGUGGUGCGCUUCGAGACGCGCGUGCUCGAGAUUGCCGAAGAGAAUCUGCGCACCUCCAAAGAGACGGGCGUGGCGAGCGGCACUAUUGUGCCAAUGCCAGGCGCGAAGCAGCUGCUUUCCGAGCUCGACGCAGGAAGCGCUGCGAAUCCGCACCGCCGCCAAGGCUGGGCCAUUGUGACGAGCUCGACACGUGCAUACGCCAAGCGCGCAUUCUCCAUGGCCGAAGUCGGGCCAAUUCCCCACGUGUUCAUCACCUCGGACGACUGUACGCAUGGCAAACCUGAUCCUGAGCCGUACCUUAAAGGCGCCGAACGCAGCAACGCCGCAAUCGCCACGUGCAUCGUCGUGGAGGAUGCGCCGCCCGGCGUCCUAAGCGGAAAACGCGGAGGCGCACGCGUCCUUGGCCUCGAGACGACGCACGACGGGAAGCGCAUGUGGGAAUGCGGGGCUACAUGGCUCGCCCAAGACCUGAGUAAAGUCCACGCGCGCUGGGACGGUGACCACCUGUUUGUUCUUCUCGAUGCAGCGCCGGCGCCGCAGUACUGCGGCAAACGUAUGUAA